AUGCCGAGAGCAAUAAGUAGUCAAGCCUGGAGAGACUUACAAAAUAAAAAAGAAGAGGAAAAGGUAAAGAAAGCUGAGUUGAUAAAAAGAAAGAAAGAAGAACGAGCGCUAGCCAAAGAGAAAAAGGAGAAGGUGAAGAGAGUUAGAACAAAUAAAAAAAAGCCAUUGACCAAUGAAAAUCAUUUGCCAGUAGAGAGCAGGAAAACACCAAAAAAGACUAUUAAAUGUGAUGCUUGUGACGAAGAACUAAUAAGUGAUGUUGAAGAGGAUGAGGAAAAAAAUAUUGGAUGUGACCUCUGCGCUAGGUGGUUUCACCUCCGGUGCACUAAUUUUAUUGGCCUCAGUUAUGACGAGGUUGCAACCAAAGAUUAUACGUGCUAUGCAUGUACUUAA
Sitophilus oryzae (rice weevil) is the source of this 393-nucleotide messenger RNA. Its product is annotated as protein MNN4-like. The record is from RefSeq and is a predicted model, not a curated record. The transcript has a single exon. NCBI's taxonomy places the organism in Eukaryota, Metazoa, Arthropoda, Insecta, Coleoptera, Curculionidae. The coding region runs from base 1 to 393 and encodes 130 amino acids.